Meloidogyne enterolobii is the source of this 1092-nucleotide messenger RNA. Lineage: Eukaryota; Metazoa; Nematoda; Chromadorea; Rhabditida; Meloidogynidae. The record is from the annotation of a GenBank genome assembly.
UUUUUGAUGGAACAACAGUCUUUGAAUUCCUCUGAAAAUUUUGCUAAGCCAGAAAUUUCAUAUUUUGGACACUAUGGAAAUCCUAGAAGUUUCACAACAUGGAUAGAACCUCCCUCUCUUUCAAAUCCGUUUUCAUGGUUAAAUGGACUUCGAUGGUUGUUUUUGGAAAAAGGACAUCCAAAAAUUUUAGAUGAAGACGCAGAAGAAAAAUUACCGGUCCAUACACCGAAAUUUCCAAUUAAUUCACCAUUGGGUGCAACAUGGAUGGGUCAUGCUACUUUAUAUGUUCGAAUUGAUGGGAUUUCGUUGCUAACGGAUCCGGUAUGGUCAAAAUGUGCUUCGCCUUUCAACUUUUCUAAUCGUUUCCUAUCUUUCCUCAAUUUUUGUCGUCGUUAUCGACCUUCUCCCUGUUCUAUGGAUGAUUUACCGGAGAUUAAUUUAAUUGUUAUUUCACACGACCAUUAUGAUCAUCUUGAUUUAAAUGCCGUUAAAAGACUUGCAGAACGUUUUCCGAAUAUUAAAAUUGUGGUGCCAAAAGGUCUGGCAAAUACUAUUUGCAAUGUAGUUUGUAGACAAAACGUGCAUGAAUUAGAUUGGGGGGAGAGCAAGGAAUUAGAAAUUCCUAAUACUUCUGGAGAAAAAUACACUGUUUGGUCAAUUCCUGCACAGCAUUGGAGUCAAAGAUCUAUUUUUGAUCGUAAUAAGAGUCUUUGGAGUGGAUGGGUGAUUGAAGGACCGAAACAUAAAUUUUUCUAUACUGGAGAUACUGGUUUUUGUCAAGAAGAAUUUAAAAAAGUUGGGAAUCGAUUUGGGCCAAUUGAUUUGUGUGCAAUUCCGAUUGGGUGUUAUUCUCCGAGAUGGUUUAUGCAUCCUCAACAUAUCGACACUUCUGAGGCUGUACAAAUACAUAAAUUGGUUAGGUCAAAGAAAAGUAUUGCUGUUCAUUGGGGAACUUAUGAAAUGGGCUCUUCUGAACCUUAUAUGGAACCAAAAUCAAAAUUAGAAGAAGACGUUCAAAAAGAAGGAUUAAAUUCUAAUGAGUUUAUAACUUUGGGACACGGGCAGAGUUGGAAUAUUGAAAAUAAUGGUUAA